Messenger RNA from Diversispora eburnea, 4554 nucleotides. NCBI's taxonomy places the organism in Eukaryota, Fungi, Glomeromycota, Glomeromycetes, Diversisporales, Diversisporaceae. The record is from the annotation of a GenBank genome assembly.
AUGACUGAAACGGAAGAACCACUUACUCCCCUCGAGGAGAGUAUUCCACGUGAUUCGAUGAUGAGAGACUCAGUUAUUACCUAUAGUACUGACGUUGUUGAUAGCAGUAUGAUAGAGGAAACACAAACCGUGGAUUCAUACUCAACCAAAGACAGAUCAGCUGAUGCUCAAGGCAAUAGUAUAAAUUUUUAUCGUAAAAAGCGCUUUUGGGGAAUUUGUCUAGCUAUUAGUGUAGUGCUCGCAGCAAUUCUACUUCCCUUAUUUUUCUUCGUCAUUUUCCCAGCAAUUGCCCAAAAAACAAUAAAUAAUUCAAACCUUGAACUCACCAGUGUUAACAUCACAAGUCCUGGCAAUACUUCAUUCAUAUUAAGUUCCACUGGAAAGGUUACAAACGGUGGACCAUUUAGUUCCACAAUAAAAUUUAAAACACCAGUGAAUAUGUUUUGGGAAGAUAAAGUAUUGGGAACUGUAAAUUUUGACACAAUUAAUGUGAAAGGAGGACAAGCCCAAAUCAAUCUUCAAGAUAAAGAAUUCCUAAUCACCGAAAACGAUAAUCUUGUUCAAUUCUCGAAAGCUUUGAUAACUCAAAGUACAAUAAAAAUGUCAUUUAAAGGAUCUGUUACUGUUAAAGCUAUGGGUAUUUCAAAAGGUGGAUUAACUUUAGAUAAAACAGUUAUAUUAAACGGUGUCAAUUAUUUUGGAACCCCAAAAGCAACGGAAUUCUUUGUAACACAACCUGACAAUAAUACGCUUGCACUUAAUAUAACUGUAUUAUUAAACAAUACAUCAGUAUUUUCAAUGCCUAUGGGUACAGUUGGUGUUGCUGCUUCUUACAAUGGAACCUUAGUUUCAAAUUUGACAGUUGCAAAUUUCGAUAUGGUACCUGGUGAUAUAUAUUUAAAAAUGUUUGGAAAUGUAUCAGCUCCACAAACCCUUGAGGACGUAAAAAACAUUGGAACUUUGAUGAGUUCAAUCCUUACAAAUACUCCAAUAAAUACAACAUCUACUGUAUUAUAUUCUCUUCCGGAUCAUGUGAAUAGUGUAGACUGGAUUUCUUCUUCUGUUGUAGGAUUACAAUUAACUGCUUUAAUGGGAGAUUUACCUAAUGGUCCACCACAACUUAUUACCGGAUUAGAUUUUGGUAAUCUCGCCCUAAAUUUUACUAAAGAAACUUCUUUUACCCCAUUAAUGACUUCAAAUAACUCGCAAGUCCAAUACCAAUUACCUUACGAUAUAAAAAUGACUAUGCUGGAAUCUUCUCAAAACAUAUCCCUUUACUUUAAAAAUUAUUCAAUUGCAACUGAGGUGACUGAUUUAUUCCCUGUAAAUGAUGAUGGCAAAAAAAGCUUGUCUCUUAAUAUUCCACCGACAAUACUUAAUUUUACUUCACCUGAUUUAACUCAAGAAUUUUUGAAGGAAUUGACCUUAUCAUCUCAAUUGACAAUAAAUGUUACAGGUCAUGUCGAUGUAGUUACCGAAACCUGUAUUGGAAAUUUGACCAUAAAAAGACUUCCAUUUACAGUAAACUCAACUUUAGAAGGAUUAUCUGGAUUUCAAUCCGUUCCACCAGAAGUAAAGAAUAUUUCGCUUGUUGGUGGUACCAAAGAUUAUUUGAUAGUACAAAUUGCUGUAAACCUUACAAAUCCUGCCAACGUUUCUCUUUCGGUGGGAAAUGUCAGUUUCCAAAUUAUAUACAAUAAUGAUAUCGUUGGGAUAGCCAAUACAUCCCUAUCCCUUGUCCCGGGGGGAAAUGAUUUAUUAUUCUAUUCCACCUUAGAUCCAGUACACAAUGCCAACGCAGCAGAAAUUUUAAAAAGAUUUAUGUUAAAUCAAACCACAAUUGUAUACCAAAAAGGUUAUGAUGGUUCUACCGACGUUGAAAGUUUAAAACUUGCUAUGUCUAGUCUUAACAUACCAGCUUCUCUUCCUGGAUCUUCCUUCCCAAUGAUCUCCAACGCUUCAGUAGAAAUCACAGGUGCCACACUUACCAAUGUAACUGCACAGAGUGUUGUAGCAUUGGCAAAUCCAUUCAUUGCUCCCAUUACCAUUUUAAGUGUUAACUCAAUCAUUACCGCCCAUGGAUACAAUCUUGGUAGCAUUUCACAAGAUAGAAGCGAAAACCCAAUAAUCCUACCUGGAAGUGGAAAUGUUACAGUAUCAGAUUUACCUUUUUCAUUGAACCUUGAUCCACCUACGAUGUUCGGUCUUUUACGUACACAAGCUCAGUUAGCAAAUUUGGAUACCACUGUUCUUGAUGCAUUAAUUACUAUUGGAAAGGUUAACGUUCCUGGUGUACCUUCAGUUACUGAAAUUGACCCAGGAAAACUUAAGAACUUUGACAUGAAUGUAUUCGUAGAAACUGCCCUUGCAAAUAUUGUUGCAAAUGUUUCUCUCUUAUCCACCAUUAGAGUUGGGGAAUAUGAGAUGCCGUUUGCUUAUUCUCAGAUAGUUACAACUCAUACCGAUUUAUCAAUUCUCAAAUUAAUUCCAAUUCUUUCCAGACCGAUUGUCCAAACUCUUGUUGAUGCUUCAAUAAUGAGUUUCGACAAAAUUUUAAUUCAAAAACCAACUGAAGACUCUUUUGUUGCCGUGAUCACAGGUCAAAUUUCCAAUACGGGUCCAUUGCCUGCUACAAUUUCUUUCCCCAAUGGUGCAAACUUAUUAUCUGAUAAGACUGUUCUUGGUACUAUGUCAUUACCACCUAUUACAGCUCAAGAUAAUAAAGCUGUUCUAAGUAAUGUCCAGUCAACCUUUAAGAUUCUAAACAAAGGUGCUUUGACUACUUUUACAACAAAUGUAUUAUUAUCUAAUUCUGGUUUAUGGACUAUCUCUGCCGAUAAUCUUACUGUUUCAGCUUUGAAAAUUGAUGUUCCUGGAAUUACAUUGCAAAAAGUUGUUGAAGUGAAAGGUUCAAAUGGGUUCAAAAAUGAUAUCAAGAUCAAUAAUUAUACUUUACCCGGAGAUGCACCUGAUGGUGGUAUUUCUACAGUAAUUGACUCAACUCUUACAAAUCCUGGUUCUAUUGGUGUUGAACUUGGUACUAUCACAUUUGACGUUCUUUCUGACAAUGUAAAGAUCGGUGAAGUUUCUUCUUCAGAUCUCACAGUCGUUCCUGCAGGUCCUACCGAAAUAAAGUUAACUGGUCGUCUCAUUCCUCAAACUGGUGAAGGAUUAAAAGUUAUGACUAAAAUAUUUGCUGAAGUACUCGCUGAAAAACCUGUCCCUGUUACCACCAAAGUUGUUGGUCUUAAUCCUGCAAUUAGUUGGUUAGUUUCCGCAGCCUCGAAAUUGUCAAUUGACUCUAUUCUUCCACCAAUAAAACUUGAAAAAAUUAUACCAUCCGUCACCAUCGAUGAUAUGAGCAUGAAUUUUACCCUAGAUACUGCAUUCAACCCCAUUUCUUCAUCAAACGAAAUUGAAGCUGAAAUGAAAAUUCCUUUCGGUUUCACAUUGACUAUACAAGAGUUGUCUGAAGAUAUUACCCUUACGUAUGAAAACAAAAAUAUAGCAAAACUUCCAAUUCCCAAAGGUCCUGCAAAAAUGGAAGGCAAAACAACAAUUAUUACUUCAUACAAGAAAAUCCCACUUCAAGUAUUUGACGAUGCACAUGAUGCCUUUGAAUCCUUUGUCAAAGAUUUGACCUUCGCCGUUUCAACGAAAUUUGGAAUUACCGGAACCUCCAAUGCAUUAGCUAAAACACCAAUUGGCUUAAUCCCCCUGAACGGUAUUCCCAUAGAUGUACAAACAAGUCUUAAAGGUUUACAAGGAUUACAGAGUGCACCAGUCAUCCUUGGUUCACCACUUAUUAUUAGUGCCGAUCCUAAAGGGGUAUUAAUUUUUCUGCAAGUAACAAUGACUAAUCCAUCAAAAAUUACAGUGGGAGCUGGUGAUGUAAAUUUUGACAUUCAUUUUAAAGGACAAUCUAUGGGCACAACUACUAUAAAGGAUAUUGUAAUUGAACCUGGAAAAAAAAAUUAUGAUGCAAAUUUCUUAUUUGCUCCAAAAACUCCUGAGGCUAUUAAAGCUGGUUCUGAUCUCCUCGGUAAUUUCUUGACAGCUAAAAAAUCAGAUCUUAUUGUCUUAGGAAACAGUGAUUCUACUCCAAUAACAUCUUUGAAAUCUGCAUUCGAGUCUCUUUCAUUAAAAACUUUUCUUCAAAUUGAUGCACCACGAGUGCUAGAUUCAGUUGAAGUUACAGUUGGUUUAGAUGUAUUAAAAACCAAAUCAGGUCUUGCUAAUAUAACCAUUAUUAAUUCCCUUAAUAUUGGAUAUGAAAUCACUGGAAUGGAGGCAACGGCAAGUUUUCAAGGCAAAGAACUUGGUAAAAUUGAUGUACCGCAGGCACUCGUCCCAACAAAAGUGGGAGUUCUUUCAACAAUUCAUGCCGGAGGUAUCCCAAUCACAUUCACUGGCGAUUUAACUCCAAUUAUAGGAAAAUCAAGUAUACUCGUUGACAUUGAUUCAACCGUCUUUACUAAUAUUAAUGGAUUCAAAACACCGGUUCAUUUGACAGAAACAGAUGUUAAAACAACUAUUAUUGUAUCUAAGUCCUAA